AUGACCAUAUGUGGGUACGACAAUAAACCAACGGGACGGGGAUCGAACCGCCACCAUUCGGUGAUGAGUCCGACCUCUCUUACCGUUGAGCUAUUGAGGCUUUAUGUGUACAUCAAUCACCUAGUACUGGUACCCAUUAUGUGUUCUUUCAAUUAAAUAUUUCAUUAUUUUUUUUAUCACAAACAAUAAACGAACAAGUGGCAUUACAAUUUAUUAGCACUGUUAGCAAUACGACACGUCUAAAUAGCAGUAUGAUAAACAUAUCGGCCACUCGAUGAGAUAUGAAAAUGAAAUACGUUUACGUAACAACCAACAAGAGACGCGAGAGGCGGGCGCGUUGCCACCGAUCACCGAUCGUUGCCAGUCUCAGUAGUCUCAGGCAGUCACUAGACUCGAGCACUCGACUGCAUCGCUUCCACCGCAAUUCGUAAACAAUCUACGCGCGUAUUAAGCCUUUCAAAGUCAUUAAUGACUGCAACAUGGCUGAAAAACAUUACAUUCUCGGUAUGGACAUCGGCACGACAUCGGUAAAGGUCUGCGUAUACGAUCCCGACACCAAGGAGUUGGUGGCGAAACAGAAUAAGGAUACGGCGGCGAAUAUUCCCAGCGAUCAAGGCAUCGAAGGGAACAAGCAGGAUGUUCCCAAAAUAGUGUCCGCGGUCCACUACUGUGUGUCUAGACUGCCUAGAGACGUUUUGCGGCAUGUCAGGAAAAUCGGUGUGUGCGGACAAAUGCACGGCGUCGUGUUGUGGAAAGACAGAGCCUGGGAAAAGGUAGAGAAAGAAGGCGUUGUGAUUCGCUAUGAAGCAACCAGGGAGAAAAUGUCAGCACUGUACACAUGGCAGGAUACAAGGUGCAAGCCAGAAUUUUUGGACUCUCUACCAAAGCCUGAUUCACAUCUCCAAUGCUACUCUGGUUACGGUUGUGCUACAUUGCUGUGGAUGCUCAAACACAAGCCGGAAAAACUCAAAAGUUUCAGUCGUUCAGCCACAGUUCAAGAUUUUGUCGUAGCAAUGUUAUGUGACCUAGAAACCCCCAUUACGUCUGACCAAAACGCUGCCAGUUGGGGAUACUUCAACACAGAGAAUAAUGAGUGGAACACAGACAUAUUAAAUUCAAUAGACUUUCCAAUAAAUCUCUUGCCCAAAGUAUUAAAGAGUGGACAAAUUGCAGGAGUAUUGAGCAGUUCUUGGAAUGGUAUCCAAGAAGGAACACCAGUCGGUGUAGCGAUGGGUGACCUACAGUGUUCUAUUAUUGCCACACUUGAAAACGAUCAGGAUGCAGUGUUAAAUGUAUCCACCUCCGCCCAACUUGCCAUUGUAGCUGAUAGAAUAAGUGAUUUAGGAUGCAAGACAAUUGAGCACUUGCCAUACUUUAAUGACUCUUAUUUGGUUGUCGCCGCAUCUUUAAACGGAGGAAACGUUCUGGCCACAUUUGUAAAAAUGCUCCAGCAGUGGAUGUUGGAGUUUGGAUUCCCUAUACCCCAAUCUAAAGUGUGGGAAAAGUUAAUAGCCCUCGGUUUGGAUGUUCCAGAUGGAACAAAUAUGAAAAUAAGCCCACUACUUUUGGGUGAACGACAUUCACCCAUGGCUAAAGCUUCAGUAGAGAACAUUGACUUGUCUAACAUACAAUUAGGGCAUGUUUUCAGGUCUUUAUGUGACAGUCUGAUUGAGAACUUACAUUGCAUGAUGCCCAAAGAUAUUCUGAGGAAUGCCAACAUCAAGAGGAUUGUCGGUAAUGGCUCAGGGUUGUCUAGAAAUGCUGUGUUGCAGAGAGCCGUGGAACAGUACUACAGCUUGCCUUUGGAAUUCACAUCCGGUGGAGAUGCUGCUAAGGGUGCAGCUAUAGCCAUAAUUUCAGCUAACUAAUCAGUUGCGAUUAUGAAACUGAACAAGUUCAUUAUUUUACCUGCGAGAUGGAUGUGAAAAUAUAUAAUUGUGAAAGUUUUUUACCCUACUGCAAUGAGGGUUAUGUUAUUUGUGGGUAUUUAUUAUGUUUGUAUGUACAUAAUAUUCUUUAUUACCUCAUAUUAUCCAAACUGCUGAAUGGAUUUACAUACUUAAGAUAUCAUUAGAUUUGUUUUGGUAUCCAAAGUGUUCUUAAAUAGGUGAAGUUGAAAAAAAAGCAACACAAUGACUGUGAGACGCUAUGACUGGUAUAGAUGAAAACAUUUUUUUCCAAUAUUGCAAUAUGGAUAUCAAAUUGAAAAGCUCACUAUUUCCAGUUUUUUUAGUUCCUAGUUAUAUUUUAGUUCCUAGUUUUUUUUAUAUUCUUAAUUAUUUUCUAUUAUUGUGAUAAUCAUUUUUAAACAGUGCAGUGUAAUAUUAUUUAGAUAAAAAAAACACAAAUACAGCAUGUUUAUUGGUUUCGUAAUAUUAUCAUUUCUUUUUAUCUAAAAUAACACUUGUUAACAAGUUUAAUUAAACAUAAUAAUCUACCCAAUGUAUCAUUUUAUUAUCUUUUCCCUUUAACAACAAAAAUGUUAUAGGACAUUUACAGCAUAAAGCAUAGGUAGAUGUUUUGAAAUUAUGCAAGUGUAAGCAUAUUAAGCAGCAGUUCCCUAAUAGAAUAGAGCCUUAUAUAUGUAUAUACAGGGUGUCCCAUAAAUAUUAUGACAUACUUUACAAGAUUAUUUUAGUAAUUUUAUACAAAAUUUAGUAGUAGGCCUUGAUUGAUGUCAGCUGAUAGGCCUACUAAAAUUAUGCAAUAUAUGUUAGCCAAAAUUCUGCAGUUUUAUGCUGAAUGAUUUGUGUUGUGUGAAUUUAAUAAAUUUAACAGACAAACAAAC
Molecule: messenger RNA, 2788 nt
Organism: Bicyclus anynana (squinting bush brown)
Lineage: Eukaryota; Metazoa; Arthropoda; Insecta; Lepidoptera; Nymphalidae
Product: sedoheptulokinase
Exons: 2
Coding region: 480-1868 (462 amino acids)
Biological process (GO): carbohydrate metabolic process
Cellular component (GO): cytosol
Molecular function (GO): sedoheptulokinase activity
Source: RefSeq, a predicted model, not a curated record